CUCCUCCGCCGCCGCCGGAUCCUCCCCCUCCACCGGCCGGCACCGCCGCCCCCCUCCCCGCCGGCCACCGUCAACCCCUCCCACCACCACUCCAACUCACAGGCGUCGUCGAGCAUCGCCAGUAACGCCUCCCAUCCGCACGAGGUCCACGCAUCGGCAUCCACCCAUCCACCCAUCCGCCUUUGACUGCCCAGUCCAGAUUCCGCAUCCAGAUCUAGCCGCGCGCGCGAGCGAUCCGGGGAGGGGGGCGAUGAACGGAGGCAUCGCUCCGCCGCCGGCCGCGGCCGCGCCGACGGAGGCGGCGACGGCGGCGACCACGCCCAGCCACCGCCGGCUGCCGGACUUCCUCCAGAGCGUGAACCUCAAGUACGUGAAGCUCGGGUACCACUACCUCAUCACCCACCUCAUCACGCUGCUGCUGCUGCCGCUCAUGGCCGUCAUCGUGCUCGAGGCCGGCCGCACCGACCCCGACGACCUCCGCCAGCUCUGGCUGCACCUCCAGUACAACCUCGUCUCGGUGCUCGUGCUCUCCGCCGUCCUCGUCUUCGGCGCCACCGUGUACGCGCUCACCCGCCCGCGCCCGGUCUACCUCGUCGACUUCGCCUGCUACAAGGCGCCCGACCACCUCAAGGUCGGCUUCCAGGAGUUCCUCCGCCACUCGGCGCUCUGCGGCUUCUCCGACGACGCCCUCGAGUUCCAGCGCAAGAUCCUCGAGCGCUCCGGCCUCAGCGAGGAGACCUACUGCCCCGAGGGCAUGCACGCCAUCCCGCCCGAGCCCACCAUGGCCAACGCCCGCGCCGAGGCCGAGUCCGUCAUGUUCGGCGCGCUCGACAGCCUCUUCGCCGCCACCGGCGUCAAGCCCAAGGACGUCGGCAUCCUCGUCGUCAACUGCAGCCUCUUCAACCCGACGCCCUCGCUCUCCGCCAUGAUCGUCAACCGGUACAAGCUCAGGGGCAACGUCCGGAGCUUCAACCUCGGCGGCAUGGGCUGCAGCGCCGGCGUCAUCGCCAUCGACCUGGCCCGGGACAUGCUCCAGGUGCACCGCGGCACCUACGCCGUGGUGGUGAGCACGGAGAACAUCACGCAGAACUGGUACUUCGGCAACCGCAAGUCGAUGCUCAUCCCCAACUGCCUCUUCCGCGUCGGCUGCUCCGCGGUGCUCCUCUCCAACCGCGGCGCCGACCGCCGGCGCGCAAAGUACAGCCUCAAGCACGUGGUGCGCACGCACAAGGGCGCCGACGACAAGGCCUUCAACUGCGUGUACCAGGAGCAGGACGGCGAGGGCAAGACGGGCGUGUCCCUGUCCAAGGACCUGAUGGCGAUCGCCGGCGGCGCGCUCAAGACCAACAUCACCACGCUGGGGCCGCUGGUGCUCCCCUUCAGCGAGCAGCUGCUCUUCUUCGCCACGCUGGUGUCCAAGAAGCUCUUCAACGCCAAGGUGAAGCCCUACAUCCCGGACUUCAAGCUGGCGUUCGAGCACUUCUGCAUCCACGCCGGCGGGCGCGCGGUGAUCGACGAGCUGGAGAAGAACCUGCAGCUGCAGCCGGUGCACGUGGAGGCGUCCCGGAUGACGCUGCACCGGUUCGGCAACACCUCCAGCAGCUCCAUCUGGUACGAGCUGGCCUACAUGGAGGCCAAGGGCCGGGUCCGGCGCGGCGACCGCAUCUGGCAGAUCGCCUUCGGCAGCGGGUUCAAGUGCAACAGCGCGGUGUGGCACGCCCUGCGCAACGUCAAGCCGUCGCCCAGCACCCCCUGGGACGACUGCAUCGACCGCUACCCCGUGGAGCUCGUCGACGGCUUCCCCACCCACACCCACACCCACAAGUAGCAGCAGCAGCAAUAGCAUCCGCGCCCGUCGCCAUUAAUGGAGCUCUUCCAGAUACAGAAACCCGAGCAUAGCAUGGAUCAAUUCAAAUCCAUUUAUGGUCAAUUACCAGAUGCAUAGAUGUGCAAGAAUGAAUCUCCAGGCGUGGUGCGAGUCUGCUCUGAUCCGUAUGAAUGCAACUCUGCCCUCAUCUUCUUCAUCGUUUUGAUUGAUUGGUUGGUGGUCUGUGUACUUGAGGAGGGAUCUGGACCCCAUCCUGCCCUGACCCUGUCCCUGCGGUAAGUUUUACUACUCCAGUCCAGUAGUAGCAGAGUGGUGAUGAGAUACUAUAUGCCUGCUGUGUUGUUGUAUGUACAUUUGUUGUCUCUUUUAGCCAUUGCUGCGGAUUUACCAUUUCACCAUAGGAGGGGUCAAUCUCUAUUUUUGGUUACAUGACAAAUUAUUAAAAGGGAUUCAUUCAUGCUGAUUACAGGCAGUGUAUUGUUGGGUCUGUCGACUGAAGUAUGGAGCAUGUAUUUGUCAUGUCCAAUCGAUUUUUUUCUUCUGCUAUCAUAGUGUCCUUGAUUUA
Molecule: messenger RNA, 2393 nt
Organism: Triticum dicoccoides
Lineage: Eukaryota; Viridiplantae; Streptophyta; Magnoliopsida; Poales; Poaceae
Product: 3-ketoacyl-CoA synthase 4-like
Exons: 1
Coding region: 251-1828 (525 amino acids)
Biological process (GO): fatty acid biosynthetic process
Cellular component (GO): membrane
Molecular function (GO): acyltransferase activity, transferring groups other than amino-acyl groups
Source: RefSeq, a predicted model, not a curated record